UGAAUCAGUUCUCUUUGCACCCAUAACUCAAAUGACCAUUGCCUCUAGAGCCCUCUUCCUCUUCAAGAAUUCACUCACAACAGCAAUCACUGUAACAACAACACCAAAGUCCCAAGAUUGGAGAAACCAAUUCAAACAAACCCAAUUAGUUUCCCUAAUAUCCUCUAUUCUCUUACAAAGACAAACAAACCUCUGGCCUUCACUUCUCAAGAACCUCAAACUUUCUUCCUCACAAUUAACUCCAUCUCUCUUCCUUCAAAUCCUCCACAAAACCCAAAAAACCAACCCACAAGUCUCUUUACACUUCUUCCACUAUGCAAAGAACAAUCUUGGGUUCCAACCUGAUGCCAAAAUUCUUUGUACCCUUGUUUAUGUACUUCUCGGGUCCGGACUAUCCAAACCCGCAAAACCCAUAUUGGAUUCUCUCAUUCAAACAUACCCACCAACCCAAAUUGUUGAUUUCUUGAUUCAUUCAUUCAAAGCUGCUGACUUUCACAUUCAGGUUUCAGUAUUGAGCUCAGUUCUAGAUAGUUAUUGCAAUAAAGGUUUGUUCUUUGAAGCUCUUCAAGUUUAUAGAAAUGCUAGAGAAUAUGGGUAUUUUAUAUCUACUGAUAGUUGCAAUGCACUGCUCAAUUUGCUGUAUAGAAAGAAUGAGUUAAGAUUGGCUUGGCGUUAUUAUGGUUCUAUAAUUAGGAAUGGGGUUCAGGAGAAUGUGCUUACUUGUUCCUUAAUUGCUCAGAUGCUCUGUAAAGAUGGGAAAUUUGAGAAAAUUGUUCCUAUUAUUGACAAGGGUUUAUGUAGUCCUGUUAUGUAUAAUAUACUUAUAGACUGUUACUCCAAAAGAGGGAAUUUUGAAGCUGCAUUUGGAUAUUUAAAUGAUAUGUAUGGGAAAUCUAUUGAUCCUACCUUUAGUACUUUUAGCUCAAUUCUUAAUGGUGCUUGCAAAUAUCAAAAUGCCGAAGUAAUAGACUCAGUGCUGAGUUCCAUGGUGGAGAAAGGACAUUUUCCAAAAGUUAUGUCGCCCGAUUACAAUUCUGUAAUUCAGAAGUUCUCUGAUUUGGGAAAGACAUAUGCAGCUGAAUUAUUUUUCAGGGAAGCUUCUGAAAAAAAGAUUGAACUGCAAGAUAACACUUAUGGAUCUAUGCUGAGGGCACUUUCCAAGGAAGGUAUAGUUGACGAUGCUAUUUCGAUGUACAACAUUAUAAUUGACAGGAAAGUUGUCAUCAAUGACAAAUGCUAUAGUGCCUUCAUGAGUGUCCUAUGCAACGAAAAUCCAUCAGAAGAAGUCAGCGGUUUGUUGAAAGACUUGAUAGGAAGAGGAUUCGCUCCUCCCAUAUCUCAAGUGUCUAAAUUUAUUUUUUCUCUGUGUGAAAUGCGUAAGUGGAAAGAAGCUGAGGAGCUUCUGAAUGUUAUUCUUCAGAGAGGACUUCAGCUUGAAUCGUUUUGUUGUAGCUCUUUGGUGCGUCACUAUUGCUUUAGCAGAAGGAUUGAUUCUACCAUUUCUUUACAUACUGAACUAGAGAGACUUGGUGUUGCUUUAGAUGUAAAGACCUACACUAUACUACUCGAUAGGUUGUUUAAAUCAAGACGGCGUGAAGAAGCUCUAAGGAUCUUUGAUUACAUGAGAACUCAUGACAUGUUAAGCAGUGAAAGUUUUUCAAUCAUGGUUAGGGGGCUAUGUCAGGAAAAGGAAUUUAGAAAAGCAAUGAGAUUGCAUGAUGAGAUGUUGAAAUUGGGGCUUAAACCCCACACAAAAGCAUAUAAGCGUUUGAUUUCUGGGUUUGGCUAAAUAAUAUAUUUUGGCUUCAGUCAUAUUUUAUUUCUUCCCUUACUAUACAUACUGUACAACAUGGCUGCUCAUCUGGGAGUAGAUUUUCGUGAUGGCAUGAUGCUCGCCAUCCAAUUAUGGUAUCCCUAUAUGCACAAAUGGAACAGCGUACAAGUUGAAAAAUUAAUAUGUUCUCUACUUACAAAAGGGUAAGGCAUGCUGCUUACAAUAGAUCGUUUUGGUUUGUCCUUUCCCCGGACUGCGUGCAUAGCGGGAGCUUAGUGCACCGGGCUGCCUUUUUUUCAUACGUCACUUCUUCAUUAAUAAAGUAUUUAAGAUGCGCGUGUCACGGAAGUUAAUGAUAUGCUGUCUGAAGUUGUUAUAGUAUUAGUGGAAAUGUUUCGAGGGUAAUCUCAAGUCUCAAAACUGAACACCAGGUGUCAUAACCUAUCUGCACGCUGAUAUGGGUGAUCCAUGAGGAAUCUCCCCUUGUGCUGAUUAGGGAUGAAGGUAUUGGAGGCAGAAAAAUGGUGAGGACUCACACUCGAAGUUCUUUCCAACGCAAGUGCAAGCGUCAAACAUAAGCUAGAAGAUGGCCCCUUAGUGACAUAUUUAGUGCUGAGAGUG
Messenger RNA from Nicotiana tabacum (common tobacco), 2395 nucleotides. Its product is annotated as pentatricopeptide repeat-containing protein At4g21170-like. NCBI's taxonomy places the organism in Eukaryota, Viridiplantae, Streptophyta, Magnoliopsida, Solanales, Solanaceae. Gene Ontology annotation, molecular function: protein binding. The record is from RefSeq and is a predicted model, not a curated record.